UGUUUUUCAAGUCGUGCAGUGAAGUUGUCGUCACAAACUCACUCACAUUGAAUGCCGUAAUUACUGUGUGUUUGUGGAAACGUGUGUUUGUUUGUGACUUCCCUUUCCGGACAGACAUUCACUGUUAAAGUACAUCCAAAACAUGAAGAAGGUGACAAAGAAGGUUCGGGUGCGCAAAGUGGCGCCAUUGCCAUCACUGGUGGCCAACAAGUCGGCCAAAGACCCCAAGAAGAUAGUCGACCCUCUGAUCCAGAAAAAGGCGAAAAACUUUGCAAUCGGUGGUGACAUUCAGCCGAAGAGGGAUUUGACGCGUUUCUUUCGAUGGCCGCGAUAUAUACGAGUCCAGAGACAGAGAGCCAUCCUUUUGGAGAGACUGAAGAUUCCGCCGACGAUUAAUCAGUUUAGGAGUGGUUUUCUGGACCGACAGACAGCGACCCAAUUGUUCCGUCUGUUCGACAAAUAUCGUCCGGAAUCCAAGAAAGCAAAGAGAGAUCGACAGAAAAAAGAGGCCGAAUCUAAGGCUUCUGGAAAAGAGUCGGCGCCCUCUAAGAGACCACCAGUUGUGCGAUUCGGCGUCAAUACAGUGACAACUCUUGUCGAGCAGAAAAAGGCUCAAUUGGUUGCCAUCGCCGCUGAUGUGGAACCGAUUGAAUUAGUUCUUCAUUUGCCGUCUUUGUGUCGCAAAAUGGGAAUCCCUUACUGUGUGGUCCGCGGCGGUCGCUCGAGACUGGGACACGUGACCAGAAGGAAGGGCUGUUCGGCGGUCGCCAUAACAUCGGUGGCGCCCGAAGACCGGCUCAGUUUGACUAAACUGGUAGAAGUGGUGCGAACCAACUUCAACGACCGCUUCGAUGAGAUCCGUCGCCAAUGGGGCGGAGGAAUACUGGGCGCCAAGUCGAGGGCCAAGAUCACCAAACUCGAGAAGGCAAAGGCCAAGGAGUUGGGUCAGCUCCAGAGCACCGGCGCUGCCAUCGCUUGAUUUGUUUAUUGAUUUAAUUUUGAAAUAAAUGCGUUUAUAAAUGGA
Messenger RNA from Oppiella nova, 1024 nucleotides. The record is from the annotation of a GenBank genome assembly. NCBI's taxonomy places the organism in Eukaryota, Metazoa, Arthropoda, Arachnida, Sarcoptiformes, Oppiidae.